This is a messenger RNA of Neltuma alba, 635 nucleotides long. Its product is annotated as ethylene-responsive transcription factor ERF098-like. The transcript has a single exon. Gene Ontology annotation, molecular function: DNA binding; DNA-binding transcription factor activity. Lineage: Eukaryota; Viridiplantae; Streptophyta; Magnoliopsida; Fabales; Fabaceae. Gene Ontology annotation, biological process: ethylene-activated signaling pathway; regulation of DNA-templated transcription. Bases 43 to 459 code for a protein of 138 amino acids. The record is from RefSeq and is a predicted model, not a curated record.
AGGCAAAGCUAACGUAACAAUCACAGAGAAUUAAUAUAAUCAAUGGAAGAGGGGAUGAGGAGUGGGAAUAAGAAUGGUAAUGGAGAGGUGAGAUACAGAGGCAUACGGAGGAGGCCGUGGGGUAAGUUUGCCGCUGAGAUCCGUGACCCGACCCGCAAAGGGACUCGCAUUUGGCUCGGAACCUUCGACACCGCCGAGGAGGCUGCCAGGGCUUACGACGCCGCCGCCUUCCAUUUCAGGGGUCACCGAGCUAUUCUCAAUUUCCCCAACGACCAUCACUCCCUUCAUCCUCCCACUUCUUCACUGCCUCUGCCUCUGCCUUCUUCUUCUUCUUCCUCUUCGUCUUCGAGAAUCCCGCCACCCGACGCCGACGGCGCCGUAGAGUUGGAAUACUUGGACAACAACUUGCUGGAUGAACUCCUCCAACAAGGUCACGGCCAUCCUCACUUUCCUCAGUGAAACAUUAUUUUGUUUUGCAGAUUUGUUAUCAGUUUGCUGUUUCUUUUUUCUUUCUCUGCUGAUUUGUUCAAUGCGUCAUCGGCAAUAAGUUCCGUGGUGAUAUAUUUUGCGAACAUUGUACCUAUCGUUUAUCCUAAAAAGAAAAAGAAAAAGAAACGCUGCGCCUACCGUGUUUU